This is a messenger RNA of Xiphophorus couchianus (Monterrey platyfish), 1696 nucleotides long. RefSeq names its product N-sulfoglucosamine sulfohydrolase (sulfamidase) (gene sgsh). The record is from RefSeq and is a predicted model, not a curated record. The transcript is spliced from 9 exons. Gene Ontology annotation, molecular function: N-sulfoglucosamine sulfohydrolase activity. Gene Ontology annotation, biological process: heparan sulfate proteoglycan catabolic process; glycosaminoglycan catabolic process. The coding region runs from base 109 to 1683 and encodes 524 amino acids. NCBI's taxonomy places the organism in Eukaryota, Metazoa, Chordata, Actinopteri, Cyprinodontiformes, Poeciliidae.
GAAGUGUAAAGAAUGGCGGCUGUUGUUGUCUCCGGAGAUCAUAACGUUUAAAGAGCUGCUUGUCUCAUUUUGUCGCUCAGAUUUUCAGCAGAUAUUUAAACCUUCAUUAUGCGGAUCCAGCUGCUGUUUGUGCUUGUAGCCUCUUGUCGCGUCUCGGAGUCAAAGAGAAAAAAUGUCUUUCUAAUUAUUGCUGACGAUGCAGGUUUUGAAACAGACGUCUAUAAUAACUCUGCGGUUCACACUCCUCACCUGCGCUCUCUGGCCCGACGCAGCGUUGUGUUCAGGCAUGCCUUCACAUCUGUCAGCAGCUGCUCCCCGAGCCGCUCCGCCAUCCUCACAGGCCUGCCGCAGCAUCAGAACGGCAUGUAUGGCCUCCAUCAGGGAGUUCAUCACUUCAACUCAUUCGACGGAGUACAGAGUCUGCCGCUGCUCCUCAGCCAGGCCGACAUACACACAGGUAUAAUCGGGAAGAAGCACGUCGGUCCCGGAUCUGUUUACCCCUUUGACUUCGCCUACACGGAGGAAAACAGCUCUGUCCUCCAAGUGGGCAGGAACAUCACUCGGAUCAAACUCCUGGUCCGCAAUUUCUUCCAGACUCACAAGGAGGAAGCAGCUGAGCGACGGCGAGUAAGAGGCGUGGGAACGAGCAACGCAGAGCAGGAGGAGGAGAGGCCGUUUUUUCUUUACGUGGCCUUCCAUGACACCCACCGAUGUGGCCAUUCGCAGCCUCAGUAUGGGGCUUUCUGUGAGAAGUUUGGGAACGGAGAACCGGGAAUGGGUUUAAUUCCCGACUGGACGCCAGUGUAUUACACACCAGAGCAAGUUAAGGUUCCUCCCUUCGUACCCGACACACCCGCUGCUCGGGCCGACCUAGCUGCACAGUACACCACAGUCAGCCGGCUGGAUCAGGGUAUCGGGUUGGUCCUUCAGGAGCUGCGGGAUGCCGGUUACGAGAACGACACUCUGAUCAUCUACAGCUCCGACAACGGUAUCCCUUUCCCCAACGGCAGAACCAACCUGUAUCGGUCUGGAACCGCCGAACCCAUGUUGGUUUCCUCCCCGGAGCACAGGGAGCGGUGGGGCAACACCAGCCAGGCCUACGUCAGUCUGCUGGACAUCACUCCCACCGUCCUGGAUUGGUUUUCUAUCCCCUAUCCAUCCUACAUCCUCCCUGAGAGUCCGUCCUUGCAGGUCCUCCUCACCGGCCGCUCCUUGCUGCCCGCUUUGACCUCCGACCCCAGCAGCUGGAACACAGUGUACUCCAGCCAGUCGCUGCACGAGGUGACCAUGUACUACCCGAUCCGCUCUGUCCACCAGGGGGCGUACCACCUUCUUCACAACAUGCACUACCGCAUGCCCUUCCCCGUCGACCAGGACCUGUACGUGUCCCCGACCUUCCAGGAUCUGCUGAACCGGACCAGGCUGCAGCGGCCGACUCACUGGUUCAAGAGUCUGGACCAGUAUUACUACAGGGAGCGCUGGGAGCUGUUCGACACCAGGACCGACCCUCAGGAAGCCAAGAACCUGGCGUCAGACCCGUCCUACAGCGGCGUGCUGGACAACCUGAGGCAGCUUCUGCAGAAAUGGCAGUGGAAGACCGGAGACCCCUGGGUCUGCGGGCCGGACUACGUCCUGGAGGAAAAGCUGGAGCCUCACUGCAGACCCCUCUACAACGGCCUCUGACUCGCUCUGAUGG